Molecule: messenger RNA, 1653 nt
Organism: Melampsora larici-populina 98AG31
Lineage: Eukaryota; Fungi; Basidiomycota; Pucciniomycetes; Pucciniales; Melampsoraceae
Exons: 7
Coding region: 1-1260 (419 amino acids)
Source: RefSeq, a predicted model, not a curated record
AUGCCAUAUGUGACAGUAACGCCAGGAGUCGACCUAUACUACGAAUUAAGAAAAACUAUAUCUCAGAACCCUUCAGAAAAACCUUGGUUACUUAGCCUUCAUCCAGUCUUUCUCGAUCUAACCUUUGCUUCACCUUAUAUUGAAGGUAAAGGUGAUUUACUCGAACGUUUCAAUAUCCUCUUAAUCGAUUUUCGUUGUCAUGGUCGUACGAUUUCAAAAGUUUCUCCUUCUUGUGACAUCUGGACUCUCGCCACCGAUUUGGCGAUUGCACUCGAUAAACUUAUGAUCGGUCCGGUUCAUAUCUUGGCGGGUGAUAGUCUGAGUACUGAAAUAUCGAUGAGGUUUGCUGGGUUAUUUCCUGAACUGGUAUCAUCGAUUUGUAUGUGCGCCAUGCCACCUGAAACCGAGCAAGGUUUCAUUCAGACUGCUUUUUAUACGAUGUUAUGGGCAUGGGUCAAUCCCGAGUUUCCAGAAGACUGGGAAUCAUCUGUCUUAGCCACCCAAUGGUGGCUUUACGGACCUAAGGCACAUCAAGAUCUAGAUGUCUUGGAUAGCUGGGCUGGAACUAUGAUCAGGCGUUACCCACCUUGUAAAGCAGUAAAAUCAUUGGGGAGUUGUAUCGCUUAUACUGAGCGUGAGCCGCCCCCGCAGAGUCUCUAUAAAUUGAUUCGAGCGCCGAUAUUAGCUCUUCAUGGUGACUUUGAGAAUAUAUAUGAUGUAACGAGAGCUCGAGCACGAUUCAAUGAGCUUACCAAUGCAGGUCCUGGAAGUAAAUUUACAGUAUUGACAGGCACGCCGCUUUCGGCUUACGAUGCGAAUCCCAAGAUCGUAAAAGCGAAUUACUACCCAUGGAUUGAUGCCCAAUUAGCAGCUUCACCUAAAGUCCCUCCAAGAGUUCGACCGAAUUUCGUGGCUGCUUUACAACUUCUGUCAGAAUUAUAUCAUGACCCUACUAUAGCCAAACGAGAUCCAUACACUUCAGAGAGUUUUUAUGGUUUGUCCGAGGAGAAAAUCAAAUCAAAUACUGAGCGAUUAGAGUACUUAAGUGAAGUAGAGAAGACAAAAUUCUCAUUCUUGGGUGGAAAUGCUCCAGAACGUUGGACAGGAGCCUCGUUUGAAGAAAUGCAUCCUUGGAGGUUUUCAAAAAGGUUCAGAACCGACAAAGGAUCAGAUAGCGUUGUAGAUGUUGCCGGAGAGAUUAUGUUAGCUAUCACUGAAUCAACACUUGACGAAAACGACGAUGAUGACGCAAGUGAAUGAACAACCAAUUUCUUGAGUUUCGUUUUUAUGGUUUUCUGAGGCUUCUAGCCAUCUACAAUAUUUCAGAUCAAACUAUAUUAAUGACUUCGUGUGUUAGUAACUUUCAUAUAUAUAUCAUCAAGCGGAACAUGCAGAUAAAAGUGACUCAAACUCAAGGGAUCUUCUCCCAUACCUGACUUAUAUAUUUGGAUUUUCUGUUUACACUUGAUGUCUUGGAUUCCUUGCUUUUUUUUGUUUUCUACUCAUGGAAUUUUUUUCUCAUUCUUCAAAGGAUUAAGUUAUUGUUUCGUCUAACUUUUUUGUUCAAAGCGUAGUGAUUUUGAAAGUAUAUAUAUCUUAUUCUUACAAAACUACUGGAUUUUAUUCAAGCAAUGUAACUUCUAACUUUCAAUU